This is a messenger RNA of Yamadazyma jaroonii, 801 nucleotides long. Lineage: Eukaryota; Fungi; Ascomycota; Pichiomycetes; Serinales; Debaryomycetaceae. The record is from the annotation of a GenBank genome assembly.
AUGACGGAAUUCGAAGAUCCAUUUCAAAUGGAUGAAGAGUUAGAUGAAAGGGAUUUAAAUAUUACACCACAAUAUCCACCAAUCAAUAAUUUUAUCGAAGACCAAAUUAACAUACGAUCAAGGAUUGAUGAAUUAGAUUUAACCAAUGCUUUCCCCGAUAAAAAUGGUCAUUUGAAAGAGAAUUUGAAGAUACAGGGGGAACAAGAAGAAUAUGAAGAAGAUUUGGAUGAUAAGUUUGAUGCUAAAGUCCAUGAAGUAAUGAAUAAUGAGUAUACAAAAUUCAAAAAGAAUAAUGAACCUUUAACACCACCAGAAAACUUUGCUCCUGUUGUUAAUAAGAUUUAUAGAUCAUCAUUCCCACAAGCCAAUAACUUUGAUUUUUUGAAACGGUUGAAAUUGAAAAGUAUCCUUUGUUUGAUCCCAGAUGAAUAUCCUGACUUACAUAAAGAGUUUUUGGAAAAAGAGAAUAUUAAAUUAUUCCAAAUGGGGAUGUCAGGUAACAAAGAACCAUUCGUAGUGAUUUCCCAUGAACUCAUUACUGAAGCUUUGAAAGUGGUUUUAAAUCCUGAAAACCAUCCUAUUUUAAUUCAUUGUAAUCGUGGUAAACAUAGAACUGGAUGUCUUAUAGGAAUUCUAAGAAGAUUACAAAAUUGGUCCUUAACUAUAAUAUUUGAUGAAUAUAGAAAAUUUGCCGCUCCAAAGGAAAGGCCAAUGGAUCAACAAUUCAUAGAGUUAUAUAAUGAAGAUAGUAUAUUGAAAUUUGCAAAUGAUAACAAAUUACUACCUUUGAGUUGGGAUUAA